AUGGUCUCAGUGUUGCGCGGCAGGUCGCGCAGCGGACGGACCUCGCCUUUGUCGGGGCGGCCAGCGAGGAAGAUACUGGCUCAGUACAGUGCAUAUGCUGAGAUUCUGGCUGAGUUUGAGCAGUCUGGUGUGUCUGGCAAAUCAUUUGACUACUCAAGGAUGGUCCUUGAUCCUCCUAGGAUCAUUGGGUACAGUGAGAAUUGUUUUCAAUUGUUGGGUUUGGAGAGGCAAAUUGACUCCACGCAGUUCAUGGGUUUGAUUGGGGUUGAUGCAACAACCCUUUUCACUCCCUCUUCUGGGGCUUCCUUAGAAAAAGUUGUGGCUUCCAGGGAAAUUUCGCUUCUGAACCCAAUUUGGGUCUAUGCAAGGACAACUCAGAAGCCAUUUUAUGCCAUACUGCAUAGGAUUGAUGUUGGAGUUGUGAUUGAUUUGGAGCCGAGACACACGGACUUGAAAUUUGAGACGGUGAGGGGAACGAGGUUCCCGAAGAGGCCCAAGACAGAUGACUACCCAAGAUGCAGGAAACUUUACAGUGCAAGACCAAUGAGAGAAUGA
Sphenostylis stenocarpa is the source of this 555-nucleotide messenger RNA. Lineage: Eukaryota; Viridiplantae; Streptophyta; Magnoliopsida; Fabales; Fabaceae. The record is from the annotation of a GenBank genome assembly.